CUCCGCGUCCUGCCGCCGCCGCCGCCUGCGAAGCUGCAGCCCCUUCCUCCGAGGCUCUGGCCGGGCGGCGCUGCCCUGCGUGGACAGGUGGGCGCCUGCCGGGCCUGACGGAGGAGCAGUCGGGCACGUGAAUGCCCACCUCCAAUUUGGCUCCGUGCCCGGCAGCGGCGGCGGCGGCGGCUGCAGCCCCGCGGUGGAGGCGGCCCCCGCGGUCUCCGCCCGGCUCCUGCGUACCGCCUCUGCUCUUUGCAUAGUAAUUUCAGUUCCUGCAAGCACCCAGCUCGCUCCCGGAACGGGUCUGAAAAGGACCGCGGCUCCAGAGCCCGCCGGAGACAUCCGUGUGGCGCCGAGAGCCGCCGCUUGGGAUAUGCGACGGGAAUUCCAGCCCCGCCACAGCGCAGGCAGUGACCCCGCCGCGCCGGGGAGAACCGGGCGAGAACAGAGUGCCGCCGCCUUGGCAGCUUCACUCCAAGAAGACGGUGCUGAGAAUAGUAGCCGUGGAAGCCAACAGAGGACACAGCGCCACCUCGACCCCAUGCUUGCUUUGGACAGGGUGCAUUUCCCUGUAGGAUGAUGUCCAUGUCUCGCAUUAAGACCCUGGAAGUUCAAGCGGUAAUUCAUGUCUCUAGAAUGCUUGAUCGAUCCCUCAGAUGAAUCAUACCUGACUGAGUCUUCGCUCUGAGCUAAUACUGCUUCCCAGAGAGAGCACUGCUCUGGGGAGAGCUCUGAGGUUUUCCUGAAGAAAAAUUCCAUGGGGACUGUACCUGACCCUUUGAGAUCGGCUAAAACUUCCUUGAUCACAGCUUCUGGAAAAGAAGAGGAUCUAGGAGAAGUGCAGCCUGCCUCACCUCGGCCUCAACCAGCCCUCCUCUGUAAGAGCACCAAUGGCCUUUCUGGCCCUCCUGAAGAGCCAGUCCUCAGCUCCAGGGCAGCUGCUGAGGCCCUGAUGCAGGCUUUCGAGCAUGAGACCACCCAGCCAGACAUGUCUUCUCCUGGUAUCUUCAAUGAGGUGGAAAAGGCGUCUCCUCCAUGCAACUCUCCUGGCAAUACCCAGCUGCCAGGAAGCAGCGAGCCCACAGCACCAGCUCCGUGUUCUGCAGCAGGAAAGGAUGUUCUAGACGAAGCAUUUACAAUGCCAGCCAAUCAGCACACCCAGCAGGGCAUCCCAGGUGACCAGCUCCAUGCCAGCCCCUCGGCAGGACCUGAGGAUACGCUGCUGAAAACACAGAGACCCUCAGAUGGGGAGCAUCCUGAAAAGUCAAGUUGUCCUGUGGGCAGCAGCCGGGGCAACAGCAAAGUUCAAGUGCCCUGUGAUUUCCCUUCUCGAGAAACAGUCCAGGGACUGAUGCAAACUGCAAAUACAGUGGCCAGGGAGUUGAGCCACACCUCCUCUCCUGUUGGCAGACCUGAAGGGGAAAGGCCGGGAGCCAUUCACGACUCCCAGACAAGGUCCUGUGAAUCUCCAGCAAGAGAAGACGCAUGUUCUGGGCACAAACAGCCCUUGGCCACCCCCUCGGACAGCCAGGCUGUGACUUCUCUACCACCCCACCUCACUAGCCAAGGGUCCACAUUUCCUCCAGAUCUGGGAAAGGGGCCGCUGCCCUCACAGCACCAGGUGUCAAGGUUCAAAGAAGCAAGUACAAUGACCAGCCACGCUGCAGGUGAGGUCGGGGAAGUUCCCAGCAGGGCUCGGCAAGAUGCCGAGGUGCAGGCGGUGGCGAGUGUCGAGAGUAGGUCGGUCUCCACCAGCCCCAGCAUCCUCACUGCGUUCUUAAAGGAGAUCCCCGUUCCUGAGCGUGUAGAGCCACAGGAGCGGCUGCGUGUCGUUUGCCGCGGCGGCGGCCAUGGGAGCCACACACUGGAGCUGUCUGACGACAUCCUAGCCCCCCCGGAGUCGAGCCAGUCCCCUGGCAUCAUGCCAGAGGUGCACAUCCAGGCAGCGGUUUCCACCGCUUGCCACGGGGAAUGUAAACAGGUGAGCCUACCAGGUGAGCGCCUGCAAAUCUCCUCGAUCACUGUGGCACCCGGGAAUGCUCUGGUUAUGUGUGAGGAAGACGGGAGGUCCGCAGGAAUGACGCCGAUGAGGGAGGAGCCCACCUCCAAACAGCUUCCAGGUGGGAAUUCUGGCGCCCGGAAGGCUAGCCCCACCGACCAGAUUUCCAUCCGCGCGGGAAGUCAAACUGAAACAGAUCGUGAUUUGGGGAAAUUUGAAACCAGGCCAUCUGAGUUUGCAGUGAAAACCACAGAUGGUCCCCAAACAAACCCAGAUUGCAAACUCUCUGACUCUUGCGGCCCUGCCAGCAAAGCCAACCAGCCCGGGAGCUGGGCUCCCGCGGACAAAGAAGAUGCAAAAGAGCAGCAGGCAGCAUCUCCGCACGCAGACAAACAACAGGAGUGUCGGGGCCCCGCUAGCCUCGAUGCCAGGGCCGGCGCAGAGGCCAAAACCCUGCUGCUCAAUCCUGCAUCUCAAGACAGUGGCGGCGCGUGGUCAGCUGCCAGUCCGACGCCGUCCCCGGUCAGGAAGAACCAGGAGGGUACCUUGGAAGAAAACCGGCAGACCAAGCCGGCCACCAGCCUGAGCCUGCCGUCUGAUUCCCUGGGUGACUCCAGUCCAGGUUCCGGCAAGCGGACCCCUUCUCGCCUGGUCAAAGCCAGCCCGCGCCGCGCCAGCCGCGUCAGUGAGUUCCUCAAGGAGCAGAAGUUAAAUGUGACGGCGGCGGCCGCGCAGGUGGGAUUCACCCCCGGAGACAAGAAAAAGCCGCUGGGCGCCGACUCCAAGCUCAAACAGUCCAAGCGCGUCAGGGACGUCGUGUGGGACGAGCAGGGCAUGACCUGGGAAGUGUAUGGCGCCUCCCUGGACCCGGAGUCCCUGGGUAUCGCAAUCCAGAACCAUCUACAAAGACAGAUCAGGGAACACGAGAAAUUAAUCAAAGCUCAAAGCGGCCAGACCCGGAGAUCCAUUUCCUCAGAUACUUCUUCCAAUAAAAAGCUCAAAGGAAGGCAGCACAGCGUCUUGCAGUCCAUGCUGCAGAACUUUCGACGCCCCAACUGCUGUGUCCGUCCUGCCCCUUCUUCUGUAUUAGAUUGAAAGGGAACGUGUGUAUGGGAGCCUUUGUGCACAGUUACGGCAUUCCCAAGUGUCUGUGUAUGCCAGAGCUCACUUAGUUAUUUUCCGGGAGACCAGGAGGAGAAAGCAAGUAUUAACUAUAGAAGUUGCUAUGAAGCAUUGUUGGGUCCUUUGGUUGGGGCUCAAUAAAUAUAAAUAUUUCAAUUUGAAAGAAAGAACAAGAGAAACUAAGAAAGCUUCACUGAAGUUUAAUGACCUUAACUAAGAGGAGAUAAUAUUCACUGGGUUUUUUUAUUCUGAUGUUGCUUCUGGAACUAGCAUUGUCAUUAAACAUGUGUCAUUUUGUAUUACUGCCUCAGUUUAUCACACUGUGGUGUUUCCAUUGAAAUCCCUGCUUAAUAUUAAAAAUAGCAAAAACACUACUAGCAAAAACACUGUUAGACUUUCUAGUCGUAUUGCAAUAAGAAUGCCAUGACCACAGAAAAUUUAAACAGAUGAUAAGAACUAAAAUGUAAAAAAUGUGAAACAAAUUUUGACUCACUCUUAGGCCAGAUGACGUUAAGUGAAAGUAUUUAAAUGCAUAAAAUACAAAACAUGAAUUAAUAUUUGUAAACAUCUGCAGAUAACUGUUUUGUAAAUCUUGUUAUACCGUUAAUAAAUGUAAGAAAGGUAUGUUAGGAAAAUUAGCUAAGCUUUUGAAUAUGAAUACUGCCCACAUAAAACAUGAAUUUAUAUAUACAGAUAUCCCCUGCACUGAAGGCAAGGGGCAUCUCUAUGAUUCUGACUAGAUUAAAUUCAUAUUUCUUUAGAGGAAGUACAUCGACCGAAACCGAGUUCUUAGGAGUCAUAGAAUUAUUAAUAAUACUAAAGUUUGUGUUGUACAGGUGUUCUCCAAAAACAUUCUACUGAAAGUGUUAAGGUUUCAGUAAGGAAUUAUAAAUAGCCAGUUUACCACUCUCUUUUCUGUGUUGAAAAAAAGAACUAACAAAAGCAAUAUAUUUAAUUUCGACUCCUGUAAACAGGAUGCAGUCUCUAUUUUUCUUUUGACUUGCUUGGUCAAUAGCUACUUGUUCAGUAGCUUCUAAUAGAAAUGUAGUCAACACCAAAUGGAACAGAAGCUUCCUCACAGUUUUUGUUAUGCAGACGAAUAUUAUCUAAUUGCUAAGUUUCUAAUCUGUAGUAAAAGGUAACCCGUGCGAACUUAACUGAUUUUAAGAGAAAUACCAUCAUAUUCCAUCCUUCAAAUCCAAUAACAGAGGCCUUUACUAAAACGUUGUUUGAGCUUCGGGCGGGCUAUAGUUUUUGAGAACGUUAAGUGUCUGUUUGAGCUCAGCCUGCACCUGUCCUCAGGAGCAUGUCCUUCAUACCAGUGAGUGUCUUGCAGGGCACUGGGCUGGGAUGACCGGCAGUGGCUUGAGAGCUGGGGGAGUGUGGAAGAGGGAAAUGAGAUAGGGUCCUGGAAAAGUUUCCCCUCCUAGAUUUAUUGUAGAGAUAUCGCUGGUCUCCACCUUGCAUUUAGAAAAUCAGAUUGUUCAAUGUGGGAGGGGUGUCGCUGGUUGCCUUGUCUGAACUCGUUCCCCUUGACGAGCCAGAAAAGAGUGUCUGGCCAUGGUAUUCUUUCUGGAGACUCACAAAUGCCAUUGGUGCAGGAAGCUCACACUCUCUGUUUUGGCCUUUUUUUUUUUUUAAUUCUCUUUUGCAGAUUCUGCAUAUCUAGGGAAGAAUCGUACCUGAACUUUAACACCACAUGCUAAACUGGGCACAACCCAAAUUAGUAUAUAGCCAUUGGUUUCUUUCAAAGCAAUUGGAGUGUGUAUGAAGACUGCCUAAAUAGACUCCAGUCACAGCGCUCCCAGAGCCUAAGAAUGGUAAAAUUACAGUUGUUAUUCUUGGAACUUAACAAUGAGUUUUUUAAUGAGGUGCAUUUUUCUGUUUCUUACCAAUUGGCCUCUUUUAAGAACACUCCCUGAGGUAGAAUUUGCCGUCAAAUUAUUAUUAAUGGUUAGAGAUUUAGUCUAAAACUCUCUCUCUUGGUCCUGAGUACCCAUUCGUAGUAGUGUUCGUGUGGCUUUCGUUGGAGCUGCCUCGGCCAGGGUGUAAUCUCACUCCCCCCACCCCUUCCUCCCUGCCUGUCUCCCUCCCACGUUGGCAUACGUGCUGUGUAUCCGCAGAGAACACCCUGUGUACACAGCAGCAGCUGUCGGCAGUACCCGCUCCAGAUGGGUGGGCCCCAGGUAAUCCUCUGCAGGGAAGUGGCUAGAACAGGCUGUUCCCACAUUAAAAUCGGAGAAAAAGAAGAAUUUAGCAUCUGGUAAUAAUAUGUAUUUUCGUGAGUUUGGAGUAAGCACGUGAAUUAUAAAUAGCUAAAGUUAAAUUAUAAAUUUGUAAUUCUAAAUUUAUAAAUUAUAAAAUUUAUGAAUUAUAAAUAGUACAAGUUAAAAAUGAAGCAGAGACCUGAAAGAGUUGUCGGCAUGUGUCGCACAUGAAACAAACCAAUUAAGAAAAUUACAUUGAAUUACUUAAAACUAAAUUUAGCGUUGCGGUUGUGCCUCUCAAAGUUAAGUCCUCAUGUUUGAUGGAGUACCUUUAACUAGUUGUCUUUGGUGCUGGAACUAGGCUUUCCUCCUUAACAAUUGUUUAACUCUUCAUGCUUACUUCUCCCACACUCCAGAGAUUGUCACAAAACAGUACAAAACCUUUCUUGUUUGGUUGUUUAUUGACUCUUAAGGAAGGAAGAGCUUUUCAAAACAGUAAUGAAAUAGACCAUCCAGUGGCGAAAUAAGGAACCUAUUGAAGCCAGCCAUGCUUUUGCUGUAUGGAUACCCUAGGUACUUACCGCAUAAAACCUUGACUUGAAGAUUUUCCUUCCCUUCGGUCUGUGACACAGCACUGACGUUCAGUACGUCGGUCGUGACUCCCUAGGUUCCUUCAACAAAUGAAAGUGCCAAACAGUUUCGUGGCAGAUUCCUGGAGCUUGCUUGGCUCUAUCUUAGCUUACCCGUAUGACACAGAGCAGGUUGAAGGUUGGUUUUGUCCUUAAUUUCUUUUAAAUGUUUUGCUCCUCCUAAAUGCUUUUUAGUCAUUGCAAUAUAUGGAGGAGGUAUCUUAUUGGGUAAAUAAAUAUAAAAUAUUUCUUAAGCCAGUAGUAAAAGAGAGAUGAAUUAGAACACAAUGUUUGCAAGAUGAGACAUUUAAAAUGUUAAGACAUUAUACGUCAUACCUAGUGAAUACUAGAAUUUAAAUAUUGAUUUUUUUUUUCUUUUUUAAUGACCACAAGGAAAAUGUCAUUGCUUCAGCUGUCAUAUGUUUAUCUUCAGUGCUUUCCUAAUUAUCUCUUUCUGGAUUAUUGGCUUUGAUGCCACAGACCAACUCUUUUACAUACAGUAAAAUCCUCAUUUAUGUUUGUGUUUUGGACCACUGGCAUAAGUUGAAUAUUUUGUUAGGUCAAAGAAACUUUUUGUUUGCAUCCAAAAUGAAGUAUUUAUAAAAUAUAUUAGUAUGUUUUCCUACCUUGACAAGUUCAGCUAUAUUGAAUAUAAUUUGAUUUUUGAUGAUUUUUUAAUCUUUAGACUAAUCUGAUAAUUGUUAUUUUGGAUACCAGUAUUCUUCAUCUUAUUGCUUACAUAUCAAAAGUUAAAUAAACUGUAGUGAAUAUGCAUGUGUAACAUAUACGCUAGAGACUGAAUUUUGGAACCAGAUGCUUGGUAGGAGCUUGCCAUUUUAAAGUAGAAAACAGAAGAAGAAGAUGACUUUGGGUUGCAUCCGAGAGUAUUGAGGUUUUAUUGUUCCUAGCUUAUUCCAAUGUUUUCCCUCUCAUUUCUAGGAGUUCCCAUCAUUCUGGGAGUACCUGUAUAUACCACAUGAAGAAUAUAAUAUGUGACUUUAAAAUUUGUUUACAGAGGAUAUAUAUGAGUAUGCUGUUAAUGUAAAUUGUUUGGCCUUUGCUGUAUUCACUGUUACUGUUUUGCUGCCAAAAUGUGAAAAAUUAUCUUCUAUUCCUCCUACAUAUUGUGCAGGUGUUAAAAAAUUUGUCCAUUUCUAGUACGAUAUAAUUCAUCACAUCCCUUGUCUACUUUUUAAGAAUCAGUAUAAAGAAAAACAAUACCUUAGGAUAAAGUUUGCAUAUAUGUAUAUGUGUUUUUACUGAAAAUUGGGCCCCUGCAGCCUUGUGUAGGCCUCUACCUGUCUGAUUGACUCCUCAUCUACAAUGCUGCCAUGGAGAUGAUGCUGUUUACUCUCUCCUGCUUUGUCCUAAGUGGUAUUUGAGAAAUGAGGCCUGUGAAUUUCCCUCUGUGAUAAUAACACAGUGAACUCAGCAGUAUCUUGGAUAAAUGAGCUAACCAUCUUGUCCCCACCCCUGUUUUGUCUACACAGUGAAUCAGAAGUCUUGUCCAUGUCUGCUUCAGUGUUUGCUAUUUUAUAUUGAUAUCUGAGCAUUUUGUUUUCUGUUAGCAACGUUCUUUGAUGCCAUGUGUAGCCCUUUUGGUUGAAUCUCUCCAAAUGUGGGUCAGCUGCUGCCACCUGGCACGUAACAGGUGAUAUGCUGAAUCUCAUGUCCAUUCUUGUAACUAUAUCCUUCAUGAAAUUUUGCAACUGGCUGAGUAAUUAUAAACAUCAUUCGUGCAGACACAUGGGCUUAAGGAUGUCUACAAAAUUUUAGACAUUUUUGCAAAAGGGGAAAAAUUAGUCUUGUAAAUACUGAGACAUUUCCAUGAACUUUAUCCUACUCUUGGAGAAAAAAAAAAUUCUCCUUGGCUACAGAAAUCAGAUAAACUUGAUUUGUGAUGACCAAGGACAUAAAUGAAGACGGAUUGAGGUGGAGAAAUUCUGUCUCACAAGUAAUUAGUGACAUCUGCCAGAGGUCAUUACAGCUACUUUUAACUGUGAACACUCACCAGCUAACCUACUCACUUGCCACAACCAAAUAACCUCUCUCAAAGUAAAUCCAAUACAUCUGUAUAUACGUGUAGAUAGAAAAAACAAAAAAUCCUGAAAAAUUACUGUCGACUAUCAGUUAAAUCAAGGUGAUGAUAAUUCUAAAGAACAUUUAAAUCACCACGGGCCUUGGUGAAAUGACCUUGGAGUCCAGAAUGGUGCAACAAGAUGUUAUUCACAAGUUUGGUAUUUUUUUUAAAGACCCAGAUAUCUCAGAUACUCAUCAUGAGAAUAAAGACUGUUGAAAAUGAAAUUAAAGCCAAGCAAUAAUGUGCCAAAAAGAGGCAGUUAUACCAGCAAGUGCGUCUAUGUGGGCACACCGUUCUAUAAUAUGGUUUGCUCCAUGAGGACUGACUGUAACCCACAGGAUAAACUAAGCAAAGGCAUAGUUUCUGCUUUCUUGCUAGAAAAAACUUGUUUAGGAGCUCCAUAAACAGGUGCGGCACUGGUGAGCAUUAGCAGGGAUAUGGUUGACAUCUCUGUCUUAAUUCUAGCCAAGACAGAAAAGGAGUCAGAAGUCUUGCUAGCUUAGAAUUCAAGACAGCUCCAACCUGAAACUUUGUUGAAACGGAGGGGUUAGACAUAGAGUAAUUACUCUUCCUGGACACUUGGUGUAGAAAAGCAAUUCAGUUAACUCUGCCCAGAGGAUUACCAGCCUUAGCUAUGGAAAAAUGGGUUCCAAAUGUAAAGUAACUAAAACAUGGGUACUCGUUUCAAAAGGGGCCUCAAAUAAUGCCUUACAGAAAAUGAUAUUCCAGAUGGGCGUUUCUAAGUACUAUUCUACAUUGAGUCUUUUUUCAGUUCGAGCUCAGAAUCGAUUGGCUGCAAAACAGUAGGAAUAAGUCACAUAUUUUACACUUCAGAAAAAGAUUCUGAUGACCAACCAGCAUGAUAAUAAUUACGAUGAGAAAUACCCUACUGAUUUAAGUGUGUUAAGGAGAAACGAAUGGGAGAGAAAUGCUAACUUCCUUGCUCUCUUAUGAUAUAGGUAUGUCAUCCAUAUAUUUGCAGGGUGAAAAUUAUAGCUUGCUUUUUGACAUUGUGGCUAGCAUUACUCUUUGUUACUUUAAAAAAUUAAAUUGUCUAUUCUUUAACAAAACUUUUAAGCAGAUAAACAAUUUUUUUCUCAUUCAUAUCAUUGCUUUAAUAUCAUGUAAAGACUAUGUAUAGAGCAAACUAUGUUGAAUGGGUAGAAGGGGCAUACCUAGGUUUAUGGGGAUCUCUUAAUGAUUUUAGUUGAGAUUCCUUAGCAUUUAUUUUAGGCCACAUCUUUGAGUAAAUUAUUUUUCAUAAUGUUUUUCCAUCACAUCUUAAAAUGAUGUUGGUAAAUCAGACGAUUACAGUAUUAUGGUCACGCUCCUCCAUCCCUAGAGGAGAGGAGAGACUAAUUUUUGUUUUAACGACAUCUAGAGAUAGCUUUUCCUGGAGCUGAGAAAGGUCAACAGGGCCUGAAAACUCAAGAAAGAAAUAUACUAAUAAUUACUAAAUUUCUAAAUGUAUUUAUCUCUGCUGUAUUAACGUGUGAACAAUAUGUCGUGCAUAAUACUGUAGCUGGUCGUGGUAUGUCAAUACAUUUUGUAAGUGUGUACAGUCUGUGAGUGGUUGGUUCUCUCUUUAUGUGUAGAAAAAAAAAUCACAUGCUGUGUCCCAUUUCAAAACCCAGUUCUGCCAUCAAGUAGGCACACGUACAAAAAUGAAUAAAGCCAACGGAAGUGUGCAUAUGUAUUCAGUAACAGAAUCUGUCCUUUCAUUUUUGAAGGUCAGAAAGGGCUGUUUUGGGUUUUUUUUUAAUCAUCUCUGAGAGUCGAUAGCGUAAUUAUCUCAAAGGCUGAAUACGUUGGCAGUACAUUGGCAUGUUGCUAAAUAUGCCAGGUUAAUGAACCAUGCCAUUCGUCACAGGUAAGGUCAGUUCUUUGACCACCAGGAUGAUUUACAUUCCGCACACAUCCUCUCCGUGUUAAGUGUGUGACUAGGAUGUACAUACUAUGGGUGUGAUUGUGUACAUACCUUGUAUGAAUUAUCUAAAUCCUCAGAGUCAUAAGAAAGAAGGAAAAAGAAAAAGUUGUUCAAAAGCCUCAAAAGGGCUAAUCAAUGAGUAUUUUCAUUUUCUACACAUAAAAAUGUAUACAUGGCAUAACUGUAAAUAGCUUACUCAUAUAUAUAUAUAUACAUGCACACACAAAUGCAUUUUAUUCAUACUGUUAAUAUUUAAAUAAAUCACAAAUUAAAACAACUAAUUGAAAACUGCAUCUUUCCAUGACUGUUCUGUUUUACAUACAUUAAUAUUGAAUCAAAUACCCCCCAUUAAAUGGUGUUAUACUCCCCGGUAGCAGAUUUGGUGCUUAGGAAAGCCCAGCCUCAUUAUGAAAAUCUAGUUAGUGUCUUACUCAGGCAUAGACCGGCACCUGAGCAGCUGCAAAGGUUUAAUGCUAUUGUUUAAGCACCUAAUUUUAUAUCUGGUAAUAACCAACACUGGGGAAAAUCAAUUAUGUUUCGUAGGCUCCAUUUAUACAUUGAUUAGUGUAUUUAUUUGCACAAGCUGGUAAAAGCCCUACUUUUUUUUAGAAAACUAUCCCUAGAUUUCAGAACAGUGUAUAAUCACUUGAAGUGGAAAAUGACAGUAGUCAUUCUCUUGAGAUCGGCAAAAUAAUGUUUAGCAACACCAAAGAGAAGUCAGAGUAAAAUUUUUUCAAAAAACUACAGAUGAUGUUGGUAGGAUAAUAGAAUAUGAAUAUUCGGGAGUUCCUUAAAUGGACCCAAAUAAAUUACUAUUAUGGAUAACAGGUAAUACUGUGUGGACUAGAUAAGAUGAGAGACAUUAGCCAGCAAACGUCAACACUGGAAAACAUUUGUCAAUUUAUCACAAUUCCAAUUGGCGAACUGAUGUUGUUUGAGUUUCUCUCACUUGUUCUAAAAAGAAAUACUCUAUUAGAGAUCAAAAAGUCUGAUCUGGCUCCUAAAAUCUAAUAAAAUUUGAUCCUGAUUCCCUGACACUAAAAAUUAUGUUGGCUGGGUAUUAGGUUGAAGAUAUAAAUGGAAAUAUGAGAGUUGCCAUUAAUAGAGAAUUCUGUGUGGCAAAGUGCAAAUAUAACCACUUCUCAGUAGAAAAUUAAUGAUAUGUAAUACAAACUUACAUUUUAGAGAAUGAAUGUGCCAUCUUUAUAUCUUAGAUAAAAAUAAAAGGUUAACCAAUAAUAGCACUACAAUUGUAACUAUAGCUGGCUAUGUUUUUUAACUGCUAAAAACAUACUGGUUUAUAAGAGCAGGCUACCUGAAAUCUUGAUGUUUGUCAAUAUUUACUAUUGCUUAAAAGAUAAAUUCACGUAGUUAUUUUGGAAGAUGUGUAUUAAUUUAAAUGCCACCCAGAAAAACUAUAGCUGUCAAUGUGAAAAUCAUUUAUGUGUGUAAAUGCUUAGCUGAGAAAGACCAAAAGUAUAGUGUAAUGUUAAGUCUCUGAAGAAACAGUAAUAUUCAAAAUGUAUUCCAUUUAUGAAUGUAUCAAUAUUAGAAUCUAAAUGUAUGUCUUUUCAUGAAGUCUAUAUAUGAAAGUCAUAAAAUGGUUUAUUCAAGAAAGCCCCCAUCCUCCAGAAAUUGACCUACAAAUAAAAUUUCAUUUCUGAAAAAAAGAUGGAAUGUUAAGAUUUAUAUAAGGAUAGAUCAAGAUUUUGGAAUUAUAUACACUUCUGCUCUUACUUGGAUUUGAUUUUUGAAUAAAUGAAGGGAGGAAAUUCAAUGGAUGACUUAGUUUUACCCUCAAAAAAUUUUAAGUAUGAUUUUUUUUGCAUUUCAUUUUCCAUAAUAAACAUACUAUAGAUUAAAU
Molecule: messenger RNA, 11822 nt
Organism: Ailuropoda melanoleuca (giant panda)
Lineage: Eukaryota; Metazoa; Chordata; Mammalia; Carnivora; Ursidae
Gene: GPRIN3
Product: GPRIN family member 3
Exons: 4
Coding region: 752-3088 (778 amino acids)
Biological process (GO): neuron projection development
Cellular component (GO): plasma membrane
Source: RefSeq, a predicted model, not a curated record